AUGGAGCGUGGCACCGGCGGUGGUGGCCAACAUCAACAUCACCCGCAGCAGCAUCAGCAGCAGCCACAACACCACCAGCAGCAGGCCUACUACCAUCCGCACGGACACGCCACCUUUAUGACAGCCGCCUCCGACGAACAUAUCGGUAAAUCGUCAUUCGACAAUCCGGCCACCAAAAAGAAACCACCCAAACUGAAGGCCAUCAAUCGUUCCAUAUCGAUGGCCAUUGACAACUAUGAUGGUCCGGGUGGCGGCGGACCGUUAAUGUUGGACGAUUCCUCACUGAUUGUCGAACAGCCGAUCAUACAUCGAUCUGCUUCGCCGGUUGCCUUACGCUCAGCACCACCACCUCAAACACUGGCCCUGCCUCAGGGCUCUAUGCACGGCAGUUUUGGUGGCAGCGGCGCGGUAUCACCAGCUUUGUCUUCACGCAAACACCAUUCGCAGCACAGUUUUGCCCAAAUGGCGGCCCAGGCCCGCCAGUUCAGCCAGCAACAGUCCCACUCCAGUUCGACCAGUUCGCCCAUUGGCCAUGGGGCCGUCAGUCCGCUGCAACAACAACACCAACAUUCCCAACAUCAGCCCGACAUUUAUCUGGUUAGCAGUAGUAGCCUGGUGGACGAUGUCGGUGGCCGUAUGGGCGGCUCCUCGGCCUCGCCCAUACAGUUCAUCGACGACUAUCUGUUGCCACCGUCACAUCGUCAGCAGCAGCAUCAGCAACAACAACAGCAUGCCACACACCCUUUGAAAAAAUCUCAAUUUCGUCGAUCUGACACAAUCGAUAUACAUCCGGCUUCUACUUUUCAGAUGAAGAAGACGCAUUCGUUUCAUGCGCCGCACGACCCCUCGGAGGCCAUCAUGGAUCCGCUGCUUCUGAGUGCCGGCGGCCAGCCCACCUCCGCCUCGUCGUCGCGUCGCACCAGCUCGGUGCGGGGGAAUUUCCUAAUGCCCGGCCACGCGGGCACCAAAGAACUGAGUCGCUCUCCCUCGCCCAGUCGGAGGGGGGCGAAAUCGCAUCGAUCCCUGCACGAUCCCCAGCGUCGGCCCAGUGCCAAACCGGAAUCGAUAAUCGAUUCUCAGAUACGCCACCCUUCGUUGAAUGAUGAUCUCUUGGAGCCGGUCGAUGCCAGAUCGGCCGGUCUGCUGGCACCCACCAAUCUCUCGCUGGAGAAUGAGCUGUUCAUCGAGUCAAGGUCGCGCAGUAACAGUCACACGAAAAUGGAAGAUGUCGGUCUGGCCGAACGCAUAUCAAUGCGCAAAACUUCCGGCUCCUUUGAGGAUCCCAGCAGCACACAUGGAGCCCCCGCAGCGGUUGUGGCCACAAGUUCCCUCAAGAAACGUGACCACUCGCAUUCAUCGCGACAACACAGCACCCACAGCUUGGAGCUGGAUGGCCGACCCUCGACCUCAGCGGCCGCAGCAGCGGCGGCUGCCGGUGGUACCCAUUCCACUUUGCAUUUACACAGUGCCGCGGCCGCCGCCACGGCAGCAUAUCAUUUUAAACGUGGCCGUGAACACGGACGUUCCCUCUACCUAUCGCCCAACAAUUUGGAGGAGGUCCAGGUCCAUCAUCGCCCAGCGGUGUUGGCAGCAGCCGCAGCCUUUGGCGGCACCAAUGCCAGUGCAGCGACCAGCAUCAAACAGGCCAAGGCGCUGCACAGUGCCAGCAUGCGGCUGCGUACCUAUCGUGAAUCGCUGAGUGCUACGAAAAAAUCGAAAAGCUUUAUUGGCGACAGUACCUACCCACCACCACUGGUUAGUGUGUCCAAUGAAUUUGUGGCCCUGACCUCACCCCACCGACGGAAUAGUGGUCGCGCCCUGGCCAGUGCCACUAGCUCAGGCGGAGCAGCCACACUGGAGGAAAUAAAACGUAGUCCCAGGCCGGUAUCGUUGGGCGCCUCCACCUCGCCGGCGGGGACAGUGACCACAGCAUUUAUGGAAGAGAAAAGGCCCUCGUUCGAAAGGAAGUCCUCCAUGACUUAUGAACUGGGAGAUGCCGCCUUUGAACAGGUUCUCAGGCCAUUUCAUCACAAGGCGGCCUCGGGCAUUGGAACACGUAAAUGAUGAAAACCAAAUUAACCACACAAACACAAUAAAAAUUCACCCCUCCUUCUCUCUAUUGCAGAUGAAGCCGACGACGAAGAGGAGGCCGAUCGCAAACGUAAACGCAUAGUCUGCAUCGUAAUGACGGUGUUUCUGUGUCUGGUCUGUGCCGCCGUUUUUGUGGUCAUCAUGACACUGACCCAUUCGUCGGGUCAGUCGCACUAUGGCACGCAUGGUCAUCAUGGCCUGACGAAAAAGAUCAACACCUAUAAUCGAGAUGUACCGGUACACUAUAAUGUUCGCCAAGAAAACGAACGUAUUAUGAAGGAAACAAUGGAUCGGGCUCGUUUUGGUAAGAAUUAUACGGAGGCGGCUUCUUCAUUGCUGGCGGCAACUACCUCAUCCUUGGUCUCAGCGGUGGCGGCGGGGGCAGCAGGUGGCCAACAACAGCAUCAGCAGCAGCUUCAUGGUGAGGCCGUAGCCUAUGCCCAGCCGUUAGUACAGGACCCGAAUGGACCGGCACUAAUGAUGCCGGCUCAAUACCAGGCGGAACAGCAGCUACAACAACAACAACACCAUAUGCCUCAUUUGCAGCAGAUUCCAUAA
This is a messenger RNA of Musca vetustissima, 2649 nucleotides long. RefSeq lists its product as uncharacterized. NCBI's taxonomy places the organism in Eukaryota, Metazoa, Arthropoda, Insecta, Diptera, Muscidae. Gene Ontology annotation, biological process: regulation of transcription by RNA polymerase II. The record is from RefSeq and is a predicted model, not a curated record. Gene Ontology annotation, cellular component: nucleus. Gene Ontology annotation, molecular function: transcription cis-regulatory region binding. The transcript is spliced from 3 exons.